Messenger RNA from Durusdinium trenchii, 1935 nucleotides. Lineage: Eukaryota; Dinophyceae; Suessiales; Symbiodiniaceae. The record is from the annotation of a GenBank genome assembly.
AUGGGUGCCGCGUGGCAUGUUUCCUCAAUCUUAAUCUUGCGUCAGCACUUUUCAUCAGAACUGUCCAGAACCAGACGCUCAGGCCUAGCAAGACCAGAAAGUGCAAAGGAAGACCUCAGCUCGCUAUACAGCUACCACGUUCCAGUCAUGCCCAAUUCCGUUGCGCUGCCAAGAGGAAUAGUCACCGCCUGCAGGGCAAGAGCUGCAAGAUGCCUGUUGAUGUCCUGCUUGACAUGGGCACUGUCUUCCAAUACGCUGCUUCUAGACAGCUUUUGUGGAUCGCACGAGGUGCAGGCCAGGCGUGCUGAGCUCCGGACCACCAUGAAGGUGCGUGAGAGGCUGGGCAGUUUGUCCAGGCCCAAAUCGAAGAAUCAGAAGCCAGAUGAUUUGAAGGACGAGGUCAGACAGUUGAACUCCAGACUCAAGCAAGCUGGCUCCGAGGCAGAGUUGAUCGGCAUUUUGGAGGAGAAGGUGGAUGCCCCGUUCUUUGACCCCAUCCACGCAUCAACGGCCUUUCAUAAGCUAGCAACAUUCAAGCAGACCGAAGGUUCGCUGCCAAUUUGUGCGGUGAACCCGGCAUUUCUGAGGCUGAACGCUCGUAUGAAGGACUUUCUCAAACAAAAUCAAGUCAAGUCAUGGGCAUCUGCAAAUUUGCUUUGGGCCAUUGCAAUUCUUGGAAAUGAGCUUUCAAUUGUGGUAUCGCUUCUUCCGAACUUGGUCAAGUCUUUUGGAGCAAGGGCUAGCGGCAUGACUGAGCAGGAGUUGUCGAACUGCUUGUUGUCAGCGGCGCGGUUGAAAUUAAAGGGUGUAGCACCAGAGGAAGGAAUGAACAUUGCAGCUGUGCUUGCUGACAGAAUCCCAGGCAAAGCUGAUGGCAUGAACCCCCAAGAGUUGUCCAAUUGUUUGUGGGCGUCUGCAUACUUGAUAGAUGUGGCGCCUCAUGCUGUAGCAAAAAUCGCGCCGUCAAUUUGUGACCAAAUCCCAGGCAAGGUUAGUGACAUGAUUCCUCAACACUUGUCCAACUGCUUGUGGGCAGCAGUGCAGUUGAAGGAUGUGGCGCGUGAUGAUGCGGUCAAGAUCGUGCCAGCUUUGGCUUCUAGAAUCCCAGGCAAAGCUGCUGGCAUGAACCCCCAGGAGUUCUCCAACUGCUUGUGGGCAGCGGCUCGUCUGAAAGAUGUGGCUCCAGACGAUGUGAGAAAGAUUGUUUCAGCACUGGCUGGCCAGAUUGGAGUCGAUGAUGUUGUGAAUGGACAAGAUUUGUCCAACAACUUAUGGGCUUCAGCCCAGUUGCAGAAUCUGGCACCUGAUGACGUCUUAAAGUUAGUGCAGGCAAGCGUGGCCCACAUUGCAAGCAUUGCAGAUAGCAUGAAUCCUCAGCACCUGUCCAGCAGCUUGUUUGCAGCAGGCCAGCUGAAAGAUCUGGCACAAGAUGAUGCCGCACGGAUCCUAACUUCGGUAGCUGUCCAGCUUCCAGGCAAGGCGGGUGUUAUGAGCCCACAGGAAAUCGCCAACAGCUUGCAAGGACUUGUUCUUCUUCAGGAUGUGCCUAAGCAAGAGUACUCGAAAGAAGUUUCUGCUAGCAGAGACGCUUUCGUGCAACUGGCAGCCCACUGCAUCAGUGACAUGACCCCGACACUUCGUGGAAAGGACCUAGCUUUAACAGUGCCGGCUUGCAGCAGGUUCGGCCUGCCCUCGCAGCCGCUGCUGAGAGCCGUGGCCCGGCGCUUUGGAUCAAGUGCAGAGCUUUCCUCAUCGCAGCUCCCAGAUUGGGACCUUUGUGCCUUGACCUGGUCCUACCAGAUGUUGGAUGCAACUGGGCAGUUCAUAGACUUUCAGAAGGCCUUGCGAGUGGAAAUUGAACGGAGAGGGCUGUCGGAAUCAGAUGUGGAGCGCAGCAAGGAUGGGCACUAUGAGGGGUUUGCAGGUGACAAAUGA